Molecule: messenger RNA, 678 nt
Organism: Cotesia congregata
Lineage: Eukaryota; Metazoa; Arthropoda; Insecta; Hymenoptera; Braconidae
Source: the annotation of a GenBank genome assembly
AUGAAAGAAUUAGCAAGCUUAGUUUCGGAAAAAAGCAAUGAUUUGUACAUCCAACGCAUGCAAAACAUUCGUGAUUUGUGUAACGCCUAUAAAAACGACGAAGAAGUAAUGAUUGUUAAAGUAAUAAACUGUCAUGAUCAAUCGAUAAACAAUCACGGCAUUAGGAUUAAUAGCGACGAUGGUAAUCUCAUCUCUAGCGACGGUGAUGAUGAAACUGUUUUUAAAGGUCAAAGUCAAGAUAAUAAUGAUGGUGCUAGCUGCAGCAAUGAAAAUAACACCAAAGUUGAUACAAGAAGACGGAAUUUUGAACGUGACUACGAUGAUCACAGUGGUACUAGCCGAGUUGGUGGUGAUGGAAUCAAUCUUACAGAACGGAGCAACAAUAUGAGCGAUGACAUUAACAGCAGUGACGAUGAUGAAUCCUACAACAAAAAUAAUAAUAGUAAUAAUAUCAUUAAAGUUAAACAAAAAAAGAGAAAAAAAUUAAACGUACCUGAUCUUGAUUCAUCCGAUCCUUCUGAAGUUGAAGUUCAGAAUUUAUCAAUGAUUUCAGGAAUUAGUACAGUUUAUGGUGACAAUGAUCCUGUUACUGCAGAAAUCAUGAACAAUGAUGAUGAUUUAAUUACCAUUACAGAGAAUAAUAAAAAAUCAGUAUCUUCAGAACCUCCAAUACCUUGA